Penicillium antarcticum is the source of this 2094-nucleotide messenger RNA. Its product is annotated as putative nuclear localization protein. The record is from RefSeq and is a predicted model, not a curated record. The transcript is spliced from 4 exons. Gene Ontology annotation, cellular component: nucleus. NCBI's taxonomy places the organism in Eukaryota, Fungi, Ascomycota, Eurotiomycetes, Eurotiales, Aspergillaceae. Gene Ontology annotation, molecular function: chromatin DNA binding. The coding region runs from base 1 to 2094 and encodes 697 amino acids.
AUGUAUGGCACGCCUCACUCCCUAUCUACAAUGAAUGGUCUGGGGGAUCCUAUUGAUGGCUCGGGGACUAUCGAUCCUGCGAAUUUGAGCAACUCUGUAUCUGUUGUCUUGCCAGCACAAUCCCAUCCAAUUUCAAGUCCUCGCGGUGUCAAGCGUAGUCGCACUCCAGAGCACAGUGGGAAUGGACAUGUCGAAGGAGAUCUGGAUGAUGAUGAACAAAGUCGUCGCAAGCGCGGUCGUCCCCCAAAGACUCCUCGCGCAGGCUCCAGCGAACAACCUGUCGCAAACACACCCACACAAACACCCCAAAUGCAAGCUCGCCCACUUCCGCAAGCAAACGCCGGAUCGCCGCCUCUUGCAUCACCGCCGGAAAAUAAGACUACCCCGUCCAAGUCGCAGGUUAAAGCGCUACCUACCGUGAGGGAUCAUACGUCUGACCAACUGAAUCCAGAGGGCGAUGAGUAUAUUCCAAAGGAGUUUGAUGAAGCAGGAGAGACAAAGGCAGACCCUAUGGGAUACCCACAGGGUGGUCGUGAAUACAAAUGCCGGACAUUCCGUGUUCCCCUCCGUGGUGACAAACUGUUCAUGCUUGCGACCGAAUGCGCUAGGGUGUUGAACUAUCGAGAUUCAUAUCUUUUGUUCAACAAAAACCGGUCCUUGCAUAAGAUCAUAGCUUCCCAGAUUGAGAAGGACGACCUCAUCCAGCAAGAUAUUCUCCCAUAUUCCUACCGGUCCCGUCAAAUCGCCAUCGUCUCCGCUAGGUCCAUGUUCCGACAGUUUGGAAGCCGGGUGAUCUUAAAUGGCCGCCGGGUUCGGGAUGAUUAUUGGGAGAGCAAGGCAAGGAAGCAGGGUUUCACGGAGGAUGAUCUGGCGGGCGAGAAGCGUCCUGGUGCAGCCAAGACUCGUGAUGGCUCAACUACAGAGCCUGCUACCAACCUUUUACCGGCACUUCCCCAUAAUGAUGUUGUUUAUAGCAGCACCAUUGAACCGCUGCCUCCUGGUCUCUCGCUUGAUGCUAGUGACGCUUCUACUUCCCUGUCGUCUCUCCCGAUGAUUCAGAUGGCAACAACGGAUGACCCUCGGCUGCGAGAUUACAAUGUUAUGCCUCGUUCCCGCCAAGAAAUGACGGGACAACCGUACCAUGACCGCACUCAAACUAGCUCAGCAGCAGAGCUUCUAAAUCAGGCCUCACAUACCGCCGAUUUCAACAAGAUUCUGAGCUCGCAGCGCAACUUUCGUCAAAAGGGCCUUGAUGAAUUCUACUCUAGGCCCCGUGAGGCUCCUGAAACAGAGCCUCAGUCUAGUACUGCUCUUGAUUCGGGCUUGUAUCCCAUAUAUCCCCCUGGUGGCUUGCAAAACCCUUCUCAUGCCCAGCAUGUGAUGGCUCAGCAGCCUUCAAUGCAGGCUUCCAUGCAUCAAGGCGCUAUGAUGGGCGGUCAAUCAGGUUACCCGCAGCCUCACCAAGCCGUUGGACAAUCUCCCCUCAGGAUGCCUCCGGGUAUGCAGCCCGGUAUGAUGCACCAACGAUCGAACCCGUCCAUGUCUGCCGGUAUGGCUCAGCCUCCUCCUUACGGGUAUCCAUCUCAGCAACAGCAAGUGUGGGGACAACCACCGCCUCAGCCACAGCCAUCUCCGUUGCCCUCUUCGGGUCAUCAGGGUGGCGGUAUGCCUCAGUAUGGUCAACAAAUGGCCGGGGUUCCUCAGCAAACACCCUCUCCUCUUCAUACGCAGCAGCAGCACCACCAGUCUCCCCGGAACCAGCAGCGUCAAUCAAUACCGCAAAUGCCACAGUCAUUCCCUCAGAUGCAGCACGCACAGCAGGCGCAGACCCAGGGUAUGCAGGGCAUGGGAGGCUAUCCUGGAGGCACGCCAGCCGGUUACGCAGGCAUGCAGCGACCUAUGUACCCUUCAAAUCAGACUCCUGGCGGUCAGCCCUUUAUGACUGGAAACCCCCAACAAGCGGGUCUUGCAAUGGGCAUGGGGGGUGCUGGUAUGCCCGGAUGGGCUGGUCCUGGCGGACCGAUGCAACAAGCCGGACAGCCUCAGCCAGGCCAGUCCGGCAGCCCACUUGGUGGCAGCGGAUGGAAUUACUAA